This is a messenger RNA of Erigeron canadensis, 1520 nucleotides long. RefSeq names its product homeobox protein knotted-1-like 7. The coding region runs from base 383 to 1282 and encodes 299 amino acids. The transcript is spliced from 5 exons. The record is from RefSeq and is a predicted model, not a curated record. Gene Ontology annotation, molecular function: DNA binding. NCBI's taxonomy places the organism in Eukaryota, Viridiplantae, Streptophyta, Magnoliopsida, Asterales, Asteraceae. Gene Ontology annotation, cellular component: nucleus. Gene Ontology annotation, biological process: regulation of DNA-templated transcription.
UAUGUAUAAAUCUGUGACUUCACAGAACUGGUCCAGAAAGUUUCUUUGUCUCUGAUCCCAAUAAGGCCAUCGCUCUCUCUCUUCCAAAAGAUCUGUAAUCAUACUCUCCUUUUUUCAAGUCUGCCAUGGAUAGAUACAUAUCUCUCUCUCCAAAGUACCAAGAGUGGUCCUAGCUUAGCUAGCCUCUUUCCCUUAAUUAAUUAACCCCACUUUUUUAUUGAUUAGCAAGCCCCUUCCCCUUUUUCUUCACAGCACAUGAUCAUCUCAAUCCAACUUCUCUUCUACAUUUCAUUCUAGUGUCCAGACAAAUUAAUUCAACAAAAAUACAAACCAGUUAUUUCUUGAAAUUCUCAAUUCUUCUUCAAAAAAUAAUUAAAAAGGAAUGCAAGAACAACAAGGAUUAGGGAUGAUGGUUGUUGGUGGUGGCGGUUUUACUGAUCAUAUGGCAGUUUCACUUUCCGGCGGUGAUCAAAACCACCGUCACCUAAAGGCGGAGAUAGCCAACCACCCUCUUUAUGAACAGCUGCUUUCAGCUCAUGUUGCGUGCCUACGUGUGGCCACCCCAAUUGACCAGCUGCCGUUAAUUGAUGCACAGCUUUCUCAGUCUCACCACCUUCUCCGGUCAUAUAUCUCCGACCACCAUAACCAACCACUUUCCCCUCAUGAUCGCCAAGACCUUGACAACUUCUUGGCACAGUAUUUGUUAGUUUUGUGUUCAUUCAAAGAACAGCUGCAGCAACAUGUCAGAGUUCAUGCUGUUGAAGCUGUCAUGGCCUGCCGUGAAAUUGAACACAAUUUGCAAGCUCUCACUGGAGUAACGCUUGGAGAAGGGUCUGGAGCAACAAUGUCGGAUGAUGAGGAUGAGAUGCCCAUGGAUUUCUCAUUGGACCAAUCCGGUGGUAUGGAUGGUGGCCACGACAUGAUGGGUUUUGGGCCGCUUCUUCCUACCGAAUCUGAACGUUCUCUAAUGGAAAGAGUGCGUCAAGAACUUAAGAUCGAACUUAAACAGGGAUUCAGGUCAAAAAUUGAGGACGUGAGAGAGGAAAUACUGCGAAAAAGACGGGCAGGAAAAUUACCUGGUGACACUACUUCUGUUCUCAAAGAUUGGUGGCAACAACACUCAAAAUGGCCUUACCCAACCGAAGAUGAUAAGGCGAAGCUGGUGGAGGAGACAGGGCUACAACUAAAGCAAAUUAACAAUUGGUUCAUCAAUCAGAGGAAGAGAAACUGGCACAGCAACUCCAACUCAAUGACUGCUCUCAAGUCCAAGCGCAAGCGAUAGAAUUGAAUUAUUUGGUCGUACUAGAAUCAAUCUCAGAUCGAGGUGCUAAUUCCCGAAAGAGAGAGCAAUUUAUUAUUUUGCAUUACGAAUUAUAUAUGUUGUUGAUAGCUUAGUGCGUAUGGACUUGUAAUAGUAGGUAUAAUAUGGCCGGGGAUGUACCAAUUCAAAAAGAAAACAGCAGUUGGGGGCAAAACAAUUAAGUUGUAACGAAUGCAUAUAUAUGAUUAAUCUUCUAACA